This is a messenger RNA of Rangifer tarandus platyrhynchus (Svalbard reindeer), 1065 nucleotides long. NCBI's taxonomy places the organism in Eukaryota, Metazoa, Chordata, Mammalia, Artiodactyla, Cervidae. The record is from the annotation of a GenBank genome assembly.
AUGGAAAAGAGAGAGGCCACCAUGUCCUCUUGGAACCCAGAGCGAAAACAGAGCCUGGUGGGCUGGGACUCCCAUCUUUCUAGAAUCCUCUUCCUGUUGCUGCUAUUUGUAGUCUCAGCCCAGGGGGUCACCCCAAAUCCUGAAGCCUGUCUGGUGUCCUCCUCGGUCAAUGGCAGCUCCAUCUCCUGCCAGCCACCGGCCCAAAUCCCCAAAAGCCUCCCAGCUGACACCAUCUUUCUGGCCGUGGAGUUCUUCAACCUGACUCAGCUGCCUGCCGACUUCCUCCAGGGCGUCCCUAACCUCCAGGAACUCCACCUUUCCAGCAACCAACUGGAGAACCUCUCCCCCAAGUUCCUGCUGCCUGUGCCCCAGCUAACGGUGCUCGACCUGACCCACAAUUCCCUGACCCGGCUGCCCCCUGGCCUCUUCCGGGUCUCAGCUGCCCUCUGCACCCUGGUGCUGAAGGAAAACCAGCUGAAGUUUCUGGAAGCCUCAUGGCUGCACGGCCUGAAAGCCCUACAACAUCUCGACCUAUCUGAGAACCAGCUCCAGUCUCUGCCCCCUGGGCUCCUGGAGAAUUUCACCAACAUGCUCACCCUUGAUCUUAGCAAUAACCAGCUGCAGACGUUGCCCCCUGACCUUCUGAGGGGCCCCUUGAACUUGGAACGGCUGCGUCUGGAAGGCAAUAGACUGCAGGUGCUUGGAGAGCGCCUUCUGGCACCCCAGCCAAAACUGCGCUACCUCUUCCUGAACGACAACAGGCUGGCCUCGGUGGCAGCCGGCGCCUUUCGAGAUCUGCAGAAACUGGACAUGCUGGAUCUCUCCAACAACUUGCUGACCACGGUGCCCACGGGCCUCUGGACCUCCCUGGGGAAGGCUGCCAGGAACCUGAAGGAUGGCUUUGACAUCUCUAGUAACCCCUGGAUCUGUGACCAGAACCUGGCCGACCUCUAUCGUUGGCUGGUGGCCAAUGAAGACAAGAUGUUUUUCCGGAAUCACACACGCUGUGCCGGCCCUGAGGCCUUGAAGGGCCAGAUGCUCCUGGCUGUGGCUGAGUCCCACUGA